UUCAAUUAUAAUUUUUAUCAAAAUUAUUACUUUCAUGGCUAGGCAAAGCAAUCUGAUGGUCUCAAAAGUAGGCAUCAUUGGAGCAGGUGUAAGUGGUAUAGCUGUUGCUAAGCAGCUAUCUAACUACAAUCCAGUGGUUUUUGAAGCGAGUGACUCCAUUGGAGGGGUGUGGAAAAGUUGCUCUUACAGCUCUACAAAACUUCAAUCCCCUCGCGGUGAUUAUGAAUUCACUGAUUUUCCCUGGCCUAACAGAGAUGACCCAAGUUUUCCUUCUUAUAUUGAGAUAUUGGAUUACUUGAAAUCCUAUGCUGAGCAUUUUGAUGUGAUGAAGUACGUGAUGUUCAACUCAAAGGUGGUGGAGGUCCGGUUUGUUGGUGGCCGCGAACCAGCUGAUAGCGGCGAACCCGGGGAGUAUGGCAGCCUUUUGCCCGGACUGCCGGUAUGGGAGGUUGCUGUGCAAAGCAAACAAUCUGAUACCAUUCAGUGGUACGCGUUCGAAUUUCUUGUCGUUUGCACUGGAAAGUAUGGAGAUAUACCUAAGAUUCCUGAGUUCCCACUCAAGAAAGGCCCCGAAGUAUUCAAGGGCAAGGUGAUGCAUUCCCUAGAUUACUGCAAGCUUGACAAGGAAGCGGCUACUCAACUGCAUAAGGGAAAGAAGGUGGCAGUCGUUGGCUUCAAAAAAUCAGCUAUUGAUUUAGCUCUUGAGUGCGCUGAGGCGAACCAAGGUCCUGAAGGGCAACCAUGCACCAUGGUUGUUAGGACAUUACAUUGGACUGUGCCCCAUUACUGGGUAUGGGGUUUGCCAUUUUUCUUGUUCUUUUCCACAAGAUCUUCUCAGUUCAUACACGAAAGGCCAAACCAAAGUCUCCUCAGGACUAUGCUUUGCUUGCUGCUAUCUCCCAUGAGGCAUGUAGUUUCCAAGUUUAUACAGUCCUAUCUCCUCCACAAACUUCCUCUGCAGAAAUAUGGAUUAAAACCAGAUCACCCUUUCAUUGAAGACUAUGCAUCUUGUCAGAUGGCUAUCAUGCCAGAAAAUUUCUUUUCUGAGGCAGACAAGGGGAAGAUUGUGUUCAAAAAGGCAUCAAAAUGGUGGUUCAAUAAGGAAGGACUUGAAUUUGAGGACAACACUAAAGUGGAGGCUGAUGUUGUCAUAUUUGCAACUGGUUUUGAUGGGAAGAGAAAGCUCAAAGACAUCUUACCGGAUCCUUUUUGCAGUUUGUUAGAGGAUGCCCGUUCUGGUGUUAUGCCUCUGUACAGGGGAACUGUUCAUCCAUUGAUACCAAACAUGGCUUUUUUGGGAUUCAUAGAGAGUGUUGCGAACCUUCACACAUCAGAGCUGCGCAGCAUUUGGCUGGCACGACUUAUUGACAACAAAUUUAAGCUCCCGACUAUUGACAAGAUGCUUGAACAGGUUUCUAAAGAGAUUGAAAUUGCAAAGAGGACUACCAGGUUUUAUAAGAGGCAUUGCAUCUCAACUUUCAGUAUCAACCACAGUGAUGAGAUCUGUGAAGAAAUGGGAUGGAGCUCCUGGAGGAAGAAUAACAUGUUAUCAGAAGCAUUCAGCCCUUACGGUAGUAGGGACUAUGAACUGAAAUAAGAGUCUAUCGCAAGAACAAUUACGGAAAACAUUCGUUAUGUUAUGUUAUUUUGUUGCGGGUUCUCAUAUUUACAUGUUAAAUAAACUAGCUAGCUAGAAUAGUUACCCUUACAUUGUUGUGAAAUACAAAUUCGUGACCUGAAUGAUUAUUUAUUUUCCUUUUAUUCU
This is a messenger RNA of Populus nigra (black poplar), 1765 nucleotides long. Its product is annotated as probable flavin-containing monooxygenase 1. The transcript is spliced from 5 exons. Lineage: Eukaryota; Viridiplantae; Streptophyta; Magnoliopsida; Malpighiales; Salicaceae. The record is from RefSeq and is a predicted model, not a curated record. Bases 35 to 1597 code for a protein of 520 amino acids. Gene Ontology annotation, molecular function: N,N-dimethylaniline monooxygenase activity; NADP binding; flavin adenine dinucleotide binding.